Molecule: messenger RNA, 1259 nt
Organism: Limulus polyphemus (Atlantic horseshoe crab)
Lineage: Eukaryota; Metazoa; Arthropoda; Merostomata; Xiphosura; Limulidae
Exons: 8
Coding region: 24-1193 (389 amino acids)
Source: RefSeq, a predicted model, not a curated record
CGGCAAGAUGUGAGCGUGGCAUCAUGACUAUAGUUGUAAAAACAGAGCUUCCCUUUAAUGGAAUGGUUCAUGUCAGGGAUUUUCGACGUGAUCCAUGUGUGGCUUAUGGAAAUGGUUAUAGAAAUGCAACACUUAGACUCAGCCUUUUAGCCAACUCGGGGGACAUGAAUUACUGUGGCAUAAAACUUUCGGAGGAAAGAACAGAAGAAAAGUCAGUAGUUGUGGUUAUUCGGGCUCACAGAACCUUAGAACUUUCGGAUGAUAAGUUUUAUCACAUUACCUGUGGGAAGUCUGGGUUUCUAAAUGCAAGGAAUGAGUUAUCAAGAGUGUUGCUCAGGUUUAUGGAUGAUACUAGAAGAGUAAAUGAACUGAUUGUUGGUCGUCAGUAUGUCCUGCGGGCAGGACUUUCUCAUCCAGACAAUCUGUAUGGUACCAAAGUGAAGUCCUGCUUCAUAUUUGCUCCAAACACUACAGAUGUAGAACUUAUUGAUGCUAAGGGGUGCCCUAAAACAUCCUUCCUCUCUCAGUUCAAGUUUAACCAAACAACCAGAGCAGCAGAAGCCAUGUUGUACUCAACAUUUCGAUUCCCAGACACUAAUAAAAUACAUUUUCAAUGUGACAUUGUUCUGUGUAGAGGACAUUGUAUUGAGGCUGACUGUGUUUCUACUGAGAAGCUGCCACAGGCACUGCCUCAGAGAAGGGUAGAUGAUGAAGAGAAUGUGCAGUUAAUGGCUUCCACUACAGUCUUUGUUCUAGAGCCUGGUGAGGGAGUAGUGGCUCAGCAUGUAAGAGACUGUACAGAAUGGCAGUUUCCCUGGUUAAUUGGCCUGUGCAUUUGUCUAGCUAUUCUUCUCCUUGUUAUGCUUAUUGUCAACAUCUUCUUGUGUUCAUCAUUAACUUGUACCUGCAUGAGUGCUGAGGAGACUGUAGACAAGGAGUCCUCUGAGAUGGAAGAUUAUGAUCCUUACAGGGUUGGAUGGAUUCCAAGCUCCCAUUAUGGAUCUCGCUCAUCUUUAAACAAGCCCUACAUGACCAGUGGAUGCACAAAUCAUUCCAUGGGAUCUGGAAGUGACCAAUAUAUUAUUGUUCAUACAAGACCAAACAGCAGGCAUUCGCACAGCUCUAGUAAAGAUCCUGUGCAUCGAGGUCCCGGAUCAUCACUUUCCACUGGGAAGUAUUCAUCACGAAUGUAACCUAUUGAUCGAUCAACUGUACUGAACUAUGCAAUACCAAUUAAAUAACUUCUUACAGUUAUCACA